CUAUUUCAACGCACCUUCGUCUCCUUUCCCCUUCCCUGCCCUUCUUUCUGUACCAAAUUCCCAAUCCUCUUUAACCUCUUCUCUCUUUUAUUACCUGUCUACUUUCAUCGAACACCUAUUUUAUACCUCUAUAUAUACACACCCAUAACCCACAACACACACACACAAAAGAAAAAGAAAUCACUGAGACAAUCAUGGCUUCUCUAAAGUUUCUUGCUUUCUUCAUUUUAUUUUCUGGGCUCCUUUCUUCUUUUUCGUCAGCUUUAGAUAUGUCCAUUGUUGAUUACAACAUCAAACAUGGAACAAAAUACCCAUUAAGAACUGAUUCUCAGGUUAGAAGAAUGUACGAGAUGUGGUUAGUUGAACACGGUAAAGCUUAUAAUGCUUUAGGUGAAAAAGAAAAAAGAUUUGAGAUUUUUAAGGAUAAUCUUAGAUUUAUCGAUGAGCAUAACUCUGUUGAUAGGAGUUAUAAAGUGGGUCUGAAUCGGUUUGCUGAUUUAACUAAUGAGGAGUAUAAAGCUAUGUUCUUGGGUACAAAGAUGGAGAGAAAGAAUAGAUUUCUGGGUACAAGGAGUCAGAGGUAUUUGUUUAAGGAUGGUGAUGAUUUGCCUGAGAAUGUUGAUUGGAGAGAAAAGGGUGCUGUUGUUCCUGUUAAGGAUCAAGGCCAGUGUGGGAGUUGCUGGGCUUUCUCAACUGUUGGUGCAGUAGAAGGCAUAAACCAGAUUGUAACUGGUGAGCUAAUUUCUCUAUCUGAGCAGGAGUUGGUAGACUGUGAUAAGUCAUAUAACCAGGGAUGCAAUGGAGGUCUCAUGGACUAUGCCUUUGAAUUCAUCAUCAACAAUGGUGGCAUUGAUACUGAAGAAGAUUACCCUUACAAGGCCUCUGAUAACAUAUGUGAUCCAAAUAGGAAAAAUGCUAAGGUAGUUACCAUUGAUGGAUAUGAAGAUGUUCCUGAAAAUGAUGAAAAUUCCUUGAAGAAAGCUGUUGCUCAUCAACCAGUUAGUGUUGCCAUUGAAGCUGGAGGCAGGGCUUUCCAACUCUACAAAUCGGGUGUUUUCACUGGUAGAUGUGGCACAGAGCUGGACCAUGGUGUGGUUGCUGUUGGAUAUGGUACAGAAAAUGGUGUGAACUAUUGGAUUGUGAGGAACUCAUGGGGUUCCGCAUGGGGAGAGAGUGGUUAUAUCAGGAUGGAGCGUAAUGUGGCCAACACUAAAACCGGCAAGUGUGGGAUUGCUAUACAGCCUUCAUAUCCCACCAAGAAGGGUGCAAACCCCCCUAAUCCUGGGCCCUCCCCUCCAUCUCCAGUGAACCCUCCACCUCCAGUGAGUCCAUCCACCGUGUGCGAUGAUUACUUCUCAUGCCCCGAUGGAAACACUUGCUGUUGUAUAUAUGAAUAUAGUGGAUACUGCUUCGGAUGGGGAUGCUGCCCUCUUGAGUCCGCAACCUGCUGUGAUGACCAUAAUAGCUGCUGCCCUCACGAGUACCCUGUUUGUGACCUCAAAGCUGGAACCUGCCGAUUGAGCAAGGAUAACCCAUUGGGAGUCAAAGCAUUGAGACGAGGCCCUGCCAAAAGAACUCACACUCACCUUAAUGGAAUCAACAUCGCAUGAAGUCUCAGGAUAUGCAAAGGAGAAAAAGAUGAGCAAGGAAAAAGGAAUGGCUGCUUUUUACACCAUUAAUUGAUGUUUAAUGUUAUUCAGUUUCUUGGUGAUUAUUGUAAAUAGAUCCAUUUCUGCUGAAGCAGAAAACAAACAGAUUCAGAAGAAAACAUCUCACAUAAAUUUGUAUAGUCACCAAAACAAUUGAUUCUCAUUGAAGUGAUUGCUGGCUUUUA
This is a messenger RNA of Ricinus communis (castor bean), 1834 nucleotides long. RefSeq names its product probable cysteine protease RD21B. The transcript has 5 exons. Lineage: Eukaryota; Viridiplantae; Streptophyta; Magnoliopsida; Malpighiales; Euphorbiaceae. Gene Ontology annotation, cellular component: lysosome. Gene Ontology annotation, molecular function: cysteine-type endopeptidase activity. Bases 195 to 1610 code for a protein of 471 amino acids. The record is from RefSeq and is a predicted model, not a curated record.